Messenger RNA from Daucus carota subsp. sativus, 1203 nucleotides. Its product is annotated as cytosolic sulfotransferase 13. NCBI's taxonomy places the organism in Eukaryota, Viridiplantae, Streptophyta, Magnoliopsida, Apiales, Apiaceae. Gene Ontology annotation, molecular function: sulfotransferase activity. Bases 56 to 1066 code for a protein of 336 amino acids. Gene Ontology annotation, biological process: sulfation. Gene Ontology annotation, cellular component: cytoplasm. The transcript has a single exon. The record is from RefSeq and is a predicted model, not a curated record.
AUCGGCACGGGAUAUGUAGGAGUACUAGUUCCCCCACUGGUAUUUAAUACUGACAAUGUACUAUGGUCCUAUUAUGGAUCAACCUCUCCACCAGCAGGUCAACGAUGAGAAUUUCCACAGCCAAGAAUUUAAGGAUCUCCUUUCAUCCUUACCGAAAGAGAGAGGCUUAGCUCCAACCUACUCGUAUCAAUACCAAGGAUUCUGGUACUCGCCUUUAGCUUUGCGAGGUGUUACUAACUGUCAAAAGCAUUUUCAUCCUCGCGAAAAUGAUAUAUUCCUUGUUACUGCCCCUAAAUCCGGCACCACCUGGUUAAAAGCCAUUCUCUAUACGUUGAUCAACCGUGAAGCCUACCCUCCACAGACUCCUAGCCAUCCUUUGCUUAGCAAAACGCCUCAUCAGCUCGUUCCUUUUUUUGAAACACUUGAUCCCUCUGAAUAUGAUGCAGUUUGCAAUUCCUCAGACAGCAGGACUAGGAUCUUUGCUACUCAUAUUCCAGUAGAUAGCCUCCCAAGAUUCUUUACGGAUGACUCUACCUCAUCAAACUGCAAAAUCGUUUACCUUUGCAGGGACAUAAAAGACAACUUUGUUUCCCUCUUUCACUUUGCCAACAAGGUCAACAUGAGGCCGUCUCCCAUUUCAUUGGCAGAUGCCUUCGAGUUGUUCUGCAAGGGAAUUAGUGCAGUUGGACCGAUAUGGGAUCAGAUCUUGGGAUACUGGAAAGAGAGCCUGGAAAAGCCACAUAAGGUGCUUUUCAUGAGGUAUGAGGAGAUGACAAAUGAGCCCCGGUUUCAGCUCAGGCGUCUUGCGCAUUUUCUUGGGAAACCUUUCUCUUUAGAGGAAGAAAACACGGGUGUUCUUGAUCAAAUCAUCAGUUUGUGUAGUUUUGACACUAUGAGCAAACUAGAGGUUAAUAGCACUGGGAUUUUGAAGCAUGGUAUAAGCAAUAGUUCAUUUUUUCGGAAUGGCUUGGUUGGAGACGGCAAAAAAUAUCUAACUGCAGAUAUGGCUUCUAGGUUAGACCAAAUUACAGAAGAAAAAUUUCAUGGUUCCGGGCUAUCUUUCUGACAUAUUAGAAUGCUGCUGCAGUAAAUAUGUGGUUUCAGAGUUUUUUUUCAGUAUUUCUUGUUCUUCAGUGUUUUCUGUUAGUGAAUCAAAUUUGUUAAUCUAUCUACGCAUGUGUAUUCAAACACAAUCUCCUCUGG